This is a messenger RNA of Drosophila hydei, 2690 nucleotides long. RefSeq names its product plexin domain-containing protein 2. The record is from RefSeq and is a predicted model, not a curated record. The transcript is spliced from 8 exons. Lineage: Eukaryota; Metazoa; Arthropoda; Insecta; Diptera; Drosophilidae. Bases 16 to 2277 code for a protein of 753 amino acids.
AGAAAUAGGCGCAAAAUGCGGUUACACCCAGUGUUGGAAAACGGAAAAGGGAAAACAAAAAAAGUGAAAUUUCUCAAUUUAUGCAAAUGCCGUGAUAUAAAUAAAGCAAACGAGCAGGAGGAGGUGGAGCAAAAACAUGCAUUUAAAUUACGAGUCAUUGAGCUGUUACACUUUCAAUCAGCGUUGUGUCAAAUCGCCCCCUUCUCACCACAUCCAGUCAGGGCAAGUAAUUAUAGCACUGCCCAUUGUAUUAGCUACACUUUGUUUCGCUCUACUUCGAUAAAGUCGCCAAAAUGCACUGAAAGUUUAUUGGCUUUAGAAAGAGUUUUACGAAACGCACAACGCAUUUCUUAUCUCAUUGCUCAAUUAAGUGAUAAGAACAUAUAUGCACCAGAGUCAUACGUUGCCCUCGACACAAAACUCGCAUUUAUCUACCCAGAGAAGAUUGUCAGACUGUCCACGGACCAGUCGGCACGUCAGCGUCGUUUCGUCCCAAUUGAGGAUGCACAAUCCGUUGAGCUGCAACGCCGGCGUCGUAACGCACCAGCGGCAACGGCUGACAGCACGCCAAUUCUGGGCUCCACAAUGGAUGUUAAGAAUCAGUAUCAGAGCGUGAGUGCCAAUGUGAAUGCGAGCGGAAGUACCUCGACAACAGAUGGCGCCACAGUCACCACUGUGGACAGCAAGACCUCUGCAACUGGCAGCGUUACCUACAAUGUGCACAACGUGGGCGUCAAUGGCACCGGCCAGCGCAAGGAUUUAAGCAGUCAGCAAAACGGCAGCAGCGAUGCUGCCAACAGCACCAAUGGCACCACCAGCAUCAAUGUGGCUGCUGUGCAGAGUGCACCGCCAAAGAAAACGCAAUUGAUGGCUUCGCAGCCAAUGCAAUAUCCCAAGAAGGUGGCCGCCCAAUCGGUUCCGGCGACAACAACCACCACAGAGCGUCCACUCAUCGAUGAGGUCGAUGUGUCAGACGAGGUCAUCACCAAAGAGGCCAACAAAUCACAGCUCACCCGACACGAGGAUCACUACGAUUACUAUCGCAGCCUCUUCUACAUAAACGAGACUGAGACUUCUGAAAUCUGGACACAAUAUCGCGGCAUACCGGAGAACAGUAUGUUGUCCUCGUCGUAUCGUCGAGCCAUGACUGUCGAACUGAAGUUCGGGUUUCCCUUCUACGGACACAAUGUGCGCAAUAUAACCGUUGCCACCGGCGGCUUUCUCUACACUGGGGAGUACGUCCACUCCUGGCUGGCGGCUACGCAAUAUAUAGCACCUCUAAUGGCCAACUUCGAUACGAGCAUGUCGGAUGAUUCGUUUGUGCGGCUCCUGGACAAUGGCACCGCCUUCACUGUCGUCUGGGAGAAUGUCACGCUGCAGGAUAAGCCUAACUAUGGCAAAUUCACGUUCAGUGCCACCUUGCAUCAGACUGGAGAUAUUGUGUUCGUCUACUAUCAGCUGCCCACGUCGAUCAACACCAUACAGGACAAUCAGCAUCCAGUGAAGGUCGGACUAUCCGAUGCCUAUAUCGUGGACAAGAUGCUUUUAUUCGCUCGCCGCAAGACUAUCUAUGAAUACCAUCGCGUAACAUUUGGCCAGCAGGAAAUUACGAAUGGUACAAUUGUCGUCCUCACUGCCUUGCCCACAUGUCUCGGCUACUCAGACUGUCAGUCGUGCAUCAAUCACAAUACAACAUUUGAGUGCGUUUGGUGCCCCACGCUGAAUCGUUGCUCCACAAAUACCGGCAACGAUCGCAGAAAGCAGAAAUGGCAGCAAAGCGGCUGUGAUCGUUCGAUGAUUAGCAGCAGUGAAGCUUGCCCGGUGCUCGGCCACAAGGGCAACAAUGCUGCUCAAGAAAAUAAAGAGAACAACAGCAGCGACAACAAUAGCAGCAAUAACAGCAACAACAGCAGCAUACCCAGCGGGUCGUCCGAUUCCAAUGGGGCCGCAGGCAGCUCAGCAGUAACCGAGCCAACUAUGAGCAGCACGCAGCAUUCGGCAAGCGGCACGUCAGCGGGCGCAAAAGCGAAUCGCGAUGGCGUUAAUGCCGAAAAGAGCGAGCAUCUCGGCGCCGUGCUGCCGGAGAAUAAGAAUGUAGGCGUUGCCGUUGGCUUUAUGGUGCCCAUUUGUCUAGUGUUCGCGGUGACACUGUGGCUCUUCUAUGCGUACCGAAAUCCGCACACAAGGAGCGGACAGCUGCUCAUACAGUUCCGUCCAAGCCAGUGGUCAUGGCGACGUGGUGAGGCGCGCUACACGGCGGCCACGAUACACAUGUAGUUCAGUUGAGAGAUAUAUAAUCGUGCAUCUUUUGCGUGUCACUGGGAUGUAACGAGUCACAGUCGUGACAAAAUAUCAGUAGAAUCCCUGCCCCUAACUCCAAACGUCCCUCCAGUCCUAGCUUAUCAACAAUCAACGAUCAACAACCAACAACUGCAACUGCAACUGUGACUUGUUAUAUAUGAAAUUGAAGUUAUAUAUAUGCAUAUGUACCAACGGGCAGCAACUGAUAACUCCCUCUAUCUUGCUACAUGUAACCGUCACAGUUGUCAUCGUUGAAUCGCUCAUCUCAUAGUGAAGAAAGAGAGAAAGAAAGCAAAGCAGAAAAGUGUUUUGCCAGCAGGAAUCAGCAAGCGCAACUACUUUCCUUUAGCACAACCAAAAUCUGAAGAUUUGAAGAGAUCGAAAAAAAA